This is a messenger RNA of Coregonus clupeaformis (lake whitefish), 1941 nucleotides long. RefSeq names its product metallophosphoesterase 1. Lineage: Eukaryota; Metazoa; Chordata; Actinopteri; Salmoniformes; Salmonidae. Gene Ontology annotation, biological process: GPI anchor biosynthetic process; endoplasmic reticulum to Golgi vesicle-mediated transport. Gene Ontology annotation, cellular component: endoplasmic reticulum-Golgi intermediate compartment. The coding region runs from base 254 to 1444 and encodes 396 amino acids. The record is from RefSeq and is a predicted model, not a curated record. The transcript has 9 exons. Gene Ontology annotation, molecular function: phosphoric diester hydrolase activity.
GCUCAGCUGCUCACCAAUCGACCGUUUGAUUGGGGAGAUAAGGUUAUCGGCCGUGGUCGGAUCUUUGAAUUUAUUUAUUUUUAAAUGAUAUACGGUAUUUAUAUUAAAUUGUGCACAAUGCGAUGAGAACGUCACGCAGACAUUGAUAUUUAGGUUUGAAUAAAAAAAAAAAAAAGACUAUGCCUGGUGAAGCACGGCUACAUCAGUGCGCCUCUACUGCAGGUCAUCUGAAAACCACAACAAUAGAGAUAUCAUGUCGGGCUUGAGCGUCGCGUGCAGCGCCGUUAUCGUCCUGUUCGGAGCGGUUUGCAGCGUUUUCAUAUUCUGUGAGUAUCUGAUUUAUUACGCCGCGAUAUUACAGUGCGGUUGGCCGGGGAUCGACCAUGGUGCGCCGGCGAGUGAGAAGAGCGCAGACGGCGAGCCAGAGCCGGCGGUUCUACGCGCUAUGGUUCUCUCAGACACGCACCUCCUCGGCGCUGUCGGAGGACACUGGUUCGACAAACUGCGAAGGGAAUGGCAGAUGGAACGAGCUUUCCAGACCGCACUGGCCCUGCUCCAACCCGAGGUAGUUUUUAUUCUGGGGGAUGUGUUCGAUGAGGGGAAAUGGAGCUCUCCAAAGAACUGGGAGGAUGAUGUUUGUCGUUUCCAGAAGAUGUUCAGACACCCCAGUGACACAGAGCUGGUAGUGCUGGUUGGAAACCACGACAUCGGCUUCCACUAUGAAAUGGACUGGUUCAAGUUACAGCGCUUUGAGAAGGCCUUCAAUACCACCUCCACCAGAAUGGUCACCAAGAAAGGAGUGAACUUUCUAUUGGUCAACAGCGUGGCGUUGCAUGGUGACGGUUGUCCUAUCUGCCAAUCAGUGGAGAAACAGCUGUACACAAUAUCCAGAGACCUCAACUGUUCUCUACUACAGAAUUCUGAGUCCAGCGUUAUAAAAGAAUACUGCCAAGACGCAUGGACCUACCCUUCUACCCCACCCAUCAUCCUGCAGCAUUACCCUCUUUACCGGGUGAGCGAUGCGGGCUGUACGGGGCGGGACGCUGCUCCUACUGAAGAGCGCCACCUGCUGUUCAGAGAGAAGUACGACGUGCUGUCUCGGGAGGCCUCUCACAGGCUGCUGCAGUGGUUUAAGCCCCGCCUGGUUCUCAGUGGCCACACCCACAGCGGCUGUCAGGUUCUCCAUGACAACCAGUACCCAGAGAUCAGUGUUCCAUCCUUCAACUGGAGGAACCGCAACAACCCCAGUUUUAUCCUAGGUUCGUUCUCCCCCGGCGGCUACGGCCUGUCUAAGUGUUUCCUCCCAGAGGAGAGCACAGUGAUAGCCCUCUACUGUUCUACCGGAGCCAGUCUCCUCCUCCUCCCUCUGGUCCACUGCCUGUGGAUGAGAGGUCUCCUGCGGUGCCUCAGCCUCUGUCCCAUCAGCAAGCACAAGUCUCUCUGAUCGUCUCAGGUAGAGGUUGUCCCUGACUGCUGAAUGAUACAGGGUCAGAUAUGGGCUACAUCUUCGUCCCAAAUGGCACCCUAUUCCCUAUUUAGUGCACUACUUCACUACUGUUUGACCCGGGUUAACCCACAGGGCUCUGGUCAAAUGUAGUGCACUAUGUAGGGAAUAGGGUGCCAUUUUAGACGCAGCCAUGCUGUCCUCCCACUAAAGCAGGGGUGGCUAAUGCUCCUACCGGGGGGAGCUAUCGUGGGUUUGCAGGGUUUCGCUCCGCCACAGCACUGACUGACUUGUUCAUCUCAGCACACAGAACCAAGUCUUGCUGAACUAAUCAUGGUCUGCUGACAGGUAUUGUUAGAGUAGGACUGAAACAAAAGCCUGCAGACCCAGUAGCCCUCCAAAAGGAGAAUUGGCCAUCCUAUUGGGAGGUAAAUUAAUCUGACUCUGGAUCUGUAGUUAAGGACAGCUUCUACCUGGAGAGAACCUGUGUGACCCCC